Molecule: messenger RNA, 2625 nt
Organism: Schistosoma mattheei
Lineage: Eukaryota; Metazoa; Platyhelminthes; Trematoda; Strigeidida; Schistosomatidae
Source: the annotation of a GenBank genome assembly
AUGCCGUUCCCUGAACCGAUACCGUCCUAUUUUGACUUACAACCUUCGUCAGGACCAUCAUAUCAGUUUAGGUCUGUCGAAGAUGUCAACAAUAUUGUCCAAAUGCUGUUAUGGAAAGUCUCUCAAGAACACCGGUAUACUGGCGUUGGUUGCAUACAAGAGGAGCUUUUCAGGCAUUAUCCGUCAGCCAUCAAUUUUAUUACGAGCAUUCGAAUGAACGCAGACUGUAUACCCCGUCUGGCAGAACACAAAAAGUUGAUUCAAAGGGUUAACACGCUUUUGUGGGCGUAUGCUACUACUCGUAACGUUCUAACUUUGGCGGACAUGGAGCAGCUAAUACAGUUGGAAGCACCAAAUGAUUAUCGACUUCUUGGCCCAAUCGUAAGGUUACCAGCUGCACUAGAAAUACUUCAAGUUAGUGAAUUUGAUCAACAUAUAGUGGCGUGUUUCACAACAGGAUUUACAAAUCAAGCACUGAAAAUGUGUACAGAGGAUGUUUUAGAAGAACUAAAAACUUGCAUCUGUAAAAAUCGAUAUCGUUUACCUACAACUGUUAGUCGAGGAUCAGUUUGUUCGUGGUGGGAAUCAGUGUUUACAAAUCAUAUGCUGGGAGUUUUGGAUAAUGUCAGGGUCGUACAACAUAGCAAUCAGUAUCAAAAGUUAAAUCAGCUGGCCAAGUAUGGAAUUAGAAUUAAGGGGUUCUCCCAUCUUGUCCAAGAAAUAACAAAUAAUCUAAGACCUGAGAAUUUAAAUAAAGCUGCUAGACUAGCACAAGAUCAAUUAGAUAAUGAUAUCCGUCAAUUGUAUAAGGACUUUACUUCCUCCUUGGUGAGUAAAUCAGCUCUAAAGUCAUAUCGAUCUAUGAAACCAGUCAAUGUUCUUAAACAUUUGGCAACUUGUGCUACACAGUUACACGCUGAACUGCAAAAUUGGGCUGAAGAGAGAAGUUUAGUAUGGCCUAAAGGACAUUUAGAUUCGCUACUUGUAUUUGGUCAAUUUAUGCAACGUAUUGCUGCUACUGGGCCUUUUCGUACUCUCGUACAUUUACUCAUUCUACUCUUCAAUACGGAAUCAAUGAAUAUCAAGGAAUUAUUGACUCGAAUCGUAUCGUCUGUGCGUAAGGCGGAUCGAGUUUUGGAAUCAUCCUCACAACCAACAGCAGCAGAUGAUACGGAACUUAUUGACCUGACAGUUAAUUCAGACGAUGAAUUAUGUGACAUUUCAACGAAACUUGACGCAGAUGCUAUCACAACUAAGUAUCCCAAAUUGACAGAGAUUGUAGACAAAUUUAAUGAUUUGUUAAGACAACAACAGCAACACGAAGAAGAAGGUAAUGUUGUGAAUCAAUCCAACAAUUUGUGGUUAUCACUGGCAUCAUUAGAACGUGAAAUUUUCCCACAAGUAAUUGGUCAGAAUUCUCCAUCUUUAUUAAGUCAACUUGCUGAAGCUAUAAAUGACGGUGUGAACAAUGUGAAUUUAUUUCCAGUUAGUGUGACUGAUAUCAGAAAAGAUAAAAUACAUGAUGAAAACAGUUACAAUGAAUCAAGUCCAGGUAAAGCUAAUGUUUUACACGAAGAAUCAUCAACAUCAAGAGAUAUAGAUCCUGGACAAGUAUUUGACUUUGUACAGAAAUUGACAUGUAUCUCUUCGAGAAGUAAAGAGGAAUUGUGUAAACUUGUCUGUGAAAAUUUACGCAUCAUUCACACAUCGAAAUUGGAGCAGUUGAUUGAAUCAAUUUUAUCACAAAUUAUGGAUGAUCAUGAAAUCAAUAAAGUAAAACCAUUAGUUUAUCAUCAUCAUGUUCAUUUACCCAACAUUUUAACUAUGGAAGAAACUCAACAAUCUAUAAGUUUACAAUCGUCAUCAUCAGAUAUUAUUUCACGUUUGCUUACUCAACGUGAAUGUGUCCUAAGUUUUCUGUCAGCCUGUCCUUCUUUAAUGGAUUUAGAAGCAUGGUCUCAAUGGUAUCAAGAUUGUCUAUUCUAUGAUCGUUGGGGUAGUCUUGAUUCAUUUCUUAUAGAGGCUGGAGCUGAACAAGUAUGUGACCAAUUCAAUUUACUUGCUAUACGUAUACUUCCAUUUGAUGGUGCCGUUGUUGGUAACAAUAGCCAACUUUUACGAUUAACUGCACAUCCUUCAUCGAAUGAUUUAAAAGAUGCAUUAGAAAAAUGGCGAUACAAUCGUGAUUCUCUUACAAUUCGUCUUGUUGGAGAUUAUCUAAUCGGUUCAGUUAUCAAGGCUAGUAGAUUGACAAUUAAUCAAGCAUAUUCAAAUGAAUGGAUUUAUUUUGUAUACAGUCUAUUAAUGAAAUUACCAUACAGUCUAUUAGGUUUGGUAUUCUCUUUAAUUAUUAUUCCAAGUUUAGAAUCAGCAGGAAUUCGAUGUUCUACAUCAUGGCCAUUAGAUAAAUCUGAUAUAUCACUCAUAAAUAAUAAUGUUUCAUCUAUCAAUUAUAGUCUUUUACAUAUCUUCUUCCAUGAUGAACUUCUUUCUUUGAAUACAUCCAUUGAUGAGAAUAAUUCACAAUUGAAUCGAAUUUAUUUAAUUUCUGCUAUUGGUAGUAUUGGUUAUCAAUUAAAAUGGCCUGCUUACAUUAAAUAUUUGAAGAAAAUCGUUUUAAAUUAA